GGAGGUUUGCACCCCGUCACGUGUUGAAUAAAUCAGAUCGUGGAGACGGACGUUCACUGCGCGACCCCCACAUCGUUUGGUCUCAGUUACCGAGCUGCAGCUGCGUGUCUGCCAGCAGACGCGCGCGCGCAGGGGGUGUAGAUGCAUUGAUAAGGUCCACUUAAAAGAAGGGAAGUUUUUCCACAAGUUUUUCAUCUUCAGUUUUUAGUAAACUCGCAAGGAAUAUAUCAAACUCAAAACAGAAGACAUUCUUUUGUUUUUUUAUUCCUAUCUGCGAUGGAUUGGAUGUAACUUUGCGCACAAUCUUUUUUGCAGUUAGUGAAGUUGUUUUGGAUAUUUUAGAAUCUGUUCAUCAUCAGAACAACGUCGGAGAGGAACAAAUGACUGUUUAAGACCAAGGAGCAGAGAUGAAAGCAGCUGUCAGAGGUUUUGGAAAGUCCACAAUGGAUCCUUUGCAACAUGAAGGCUGGUGCAGCAAAAGGAUUGUACUUAUGAUGUAUUUGGCCUUAGAGCUGAUCACAUGCCACUCAACUCUGAUUCUUGGUUCUCUUGAACUACAGCUUGAUGAGGAACAACCAGCUGGAACAAUUGUGGGGGACAUCAGUGCGGGACUUCCACCUGGCAUUACUGCUUCUUUGUACUUCAUUUCAGACCAUGAGGGCACAGGAGUGGGCAGUGAUUUAGACAUUGAUGAAAGUACGGGCAUUAUUAAAACGGCCAAAGUUCUGGACCGAGAGCUGAGGGACAGAUACAACUUCAUUGCAGUCACCAUGACAGGUGUAACGGUGGAGGUAACUAUCAAGGUCAAUGACAUAAACGACCAUGCCCCAAAAUUUCCAAGAAAAAGAGCAAAGUUUCAAAUUCCUGAGCAGACGGCGAUUGGCACAAGAUUUCCUCUUGAGCCAGCUGUUGAUAAGGAUAAGGGCCAGCUUACAACACAGGGCUACCUUAUCAAGGAUGGAAACACUGGCCAGGCAUUCACCUUGGAAACCAGGAGGGGAAGUAAUGAAGUUCUCUACUUGGACUUGGUAGUUAAUACCAUUCUAGAUCGAGAGAAAAGGUCAACCUAUACCUUAACUUUGGAAGCUUUUGAUGGUGGUUCCCCAAUAAGAACUGAUCAGAUGACGUUAGAUAUUACUGUACAAGAUAUUAAUGACAAUGCUCCAGUUUUCCAACAGAGCCGCUAUCACACUAUAAUAUCGGAGAACCUCCAGCCUGGUAACAGCAUCCUACAGGUGUUUGCCUCAGAUUCUGAUGAGGGACAAAAUGGAAUGGUGUCAUAUGAAAUCAAUCGAAGACAAAGUGACCCAGACCAGUAUUUUGUCAUAGACUCUCACUCUGGCGUUAUCACCUUGAACAAACCUCUGGACUUUGAGAUGAGGAGAGUCCAUGAGCUGGUGAUCCAAGCUCAGGACAACGCAACACAGCCAGAAGUGAGCAACGCCUUUGUCACAGUCCACGUAAGAGACUACAAUGACAACCAGCCUACAAUGACUAUCAUCUUUCUGAGUGAAGAUGGAUCUCCCAGAAUUUCAGAAGGAGCACAGCCAGGCCAGUAUGUUGCCCGAAUCUCUGUCACUGACCCAGACUAUGGAGAGUAUGCCAAUGUCAACGUUUCCCUUGAAGGCGGGGAUGGAAAGUUCGCUCUUACCACCAAAGAUAGCAUUAUUUACCUUGUUUGUGUAGACCAGAUUCUGGACCGGGAGGAGAGAGACACGUAUGAGCUGAGGGUGAUGGCUACAGACUCCGGGUCACCUCCUCUCAGAGCAGAGUCCUCCUUUAUCAUUGAAGUGACUGACGUCAAUGACAAUCCCCCUCUGUUUGACCAGCCAGUGUACAGACAGGCCAUCCCUGAAGUGGUCUUCCCAGGGAGCUUUGUGUUACAGGUAACCGCCAGAGAUAAAGACCAGGGGCCCAACGGGGACAUUAGUUACAGCAUCCUGAAAGACCAAAGUGUCUACCACAGCUGGUUCAGCAUAGAUUCUGUAACAGGCAUUAUCACUACUUCAUCCCAGCUGGAUUAUGAAAAAAAUCCCAAUCCAAGUAUAACCGUGGUGGCCAGUGAUGGUGGAAACCCACCCCUUUCUUCCACUGCAGUGGUGAACAUCUUACUUCAGGAUAUUAAUGACAAUGAGCCCGUAUUUGAGAGAAACUUCUACAACGUGUCUAUCAAGGAGAACACAGCACCUGGAACCUGCAUUCUUGAGGUGACUGCGGUGGAUGCAGACGGGGGCACCUUUGGGUCGGUAACAUACUCCCUUGCCUCUGGCAGUAACAUUGCCAUUUCCUCUCAGUUCACUAUUGGCAAAGAAACUGGCCAGAUCUGCACUAAUGCCGUCCUAGACAGGGAUCAAGGGCCAGACAGUUUCGACUUUACUGUUAUGGCGGUGGAUGGGGGUGGAUUAAGCUCUGAAGCCUAUGUGAGGGUAGAUCUGGAGGACAUAAACGAUAAUCGACCCGCCUUCUACCCACUCGGCUAUGCUGUUAACUUGAGCACACAGAGCGCCCCAGGGACGUAUGUCGCCAAAGUGAUGGCCUAUGACCCUGACCUAGGGGAGAAUGGUAGAAUCACAUAUAAAACAGUGCCUGGAGGAGACUCCCCGUAUUUUACUCUCAAUAAAGACACAGGCGUCAUCUCUCUGUCUCGGUCAAUCUAUGGUAAAGCCAACUCGGUCAUUCCCAUUGUCGUGUCUGCUCAAGAUGGCGGCGGUCUGUUUGCCUUAGUCAAUGCAAAGGUUAACAUAAGCAUAGUAGCAGGGCUGGUUGCACCACCUGUCUUUGAGCAAACUCAAUACCACUUCACUGUAUCAGAAGAUGCCCUGCGGGGGACAAUGGUAGGCACCGUUCAGGCAAGCAGUAAAACAGGCAUUUCCAGAGACAUUUCUUAUGCAAUCAGCUCUGGGGACCCCACUGGGUAUUUCACUGUCGACCCUGACACUGGAGCUUUAAGGACCAGUCUGCCCCUUGAUCAUGAAUCUCAAGCGUCUCUUAAUCUGGACCUACAAGCUCGAAGUGGCAGUCCCCCGGUUUUCGGCCAAACCCGAGUCCACAUCAAUAUUGCAGACGUCAAUGACAACCCGCCUGUAUUUUUGCCCUCAUCAUCAGAGUCCCUGCUGCUUCCAGAGCACACGGAAAUGGGUACAGUCGUGUAUCGUGUUCAAGCUGAAGAUAAAGAUUCUGGAGUCAACGAGGAACUAAGUUUUGAUCUUUCCUUUCCAAUCGGACUCCAGAAGGUCUUCAGCAUAGACCGUAAUAGUGGAGAAAUUCGAUUGGUGGGGAGCCUGUGCUACGAAACUACCCCACGUUAUGACCUUCAGGUGAUCGCAAAGGACAGCGGAGUACCACAGCUGAGUUCCACUCUCAUGCUGGUGGUUCACAUCCAAGCAGAAAACAACCAAGGACCAGUUUUUGAUACCUUAAAUUACUGCGUAGACCUAAAAGAAGGAACACCAAUGAACACACGCUUCCUGCAAGUGAGAGCGUUAAGCAGGGACAUUCCAGGCUCAGGUCUCCUGAUUCCUCUGACAUAUCACCUGCGUCCAGAUGGAGAUGCUGGAGCAUUUGGAAUUGCAUCUGACAGUGGCUGGCUGUUUGUAAAGAGCACCCUGGACAGAGAAGUGAAGGACAUGUAUUUGCUAACAGUGCUGGCCAGUGUAGGUCAUGGACAUUUAAGGAAGACAGGCAGUGCCACAGUGCGGAUAUCGGUGACUGAUGAGAACGACAACUCACCUCGUUUCACGCAGGAGAGGAUUUUCAUGGCUGUCAGAGAGAACCUACCGGCAGGCACAGGAUUUGGCCACGUCCUGGCCAAAGACAGAGACAGUGGUCCUAACGGACGCCUCAGUUACUCCUUCCUUCAUCCCAACCGCCACUUCCAGAUAAACACCCACACAGGUGAAAUCAGCACAAGGAUGACUCUUGACAGAGAGCAACAGUCAAGCCACCAGCUGGCGGUGGUUGUACACGACGGAGGUUCACCCUCUCGUACUGCGACAGGGACGGUCUUCAUUACUGUCCUAGAUGACAACGACAAUGACCCCACUUUCAUUCACGGCCAACCAGGGAAAUCCAUCAUUAUACAGGUAACAGAAGGUCAGUCUCCUGGGGUUUUGUUAGGCACACUCCAAGCUAAAGACCCUGAUGAAGGAGAGAAUGGCACUGUCUUCUACUCUUUGUCAGGUCCCAGAGCAGAGCGUUUCUCUUUAAAUGCAAUCAACGGUGAGCUGCGUUCAUCAUCCCCCUUUAGCUACUCGGAAAGAGCUGAAUACUCUCUGAUGGUGACAGCUACUGACAGAGGACUGCCCCCUCGCAGCGCCUCCUGCUCCCUCGCCAUUCAGGUUCUUAGCAUCAACAGACCUCAAACACAGACCAAGUUUCAUUCAAUAUCUUUCAACUCUGUGGAGGACACAAGUCCAGGCUCUAUUAUUGGCUCUGUUUGCCUUCAUGACAGAGGAGGCUUGGAGGAGGGCAAGGUGACCUACACAGUCGUGGGAGGUACAGACAGAGAUGGGACUUUUGUUUUGGACCGUCUAACUGGUGAUGUCUACUUAGCUCAUCCUCUCGACUAUGAGCAGGAGGUUCGCUACAACCUUGAAAUUGAGGUGGAUGACUUUUCCCUGGUCCCUCCCAGAAGUAGCUUGGUCCACUUGGACAUUAUCAUUGAGGACAACAAUGACCACACUCCUGAGUUUGCAGAGGAUCCUAUCACCAUUGUGAUAUCUGAGAACAUGGACCCUGGGUCCUCCGUUUAUACUUUCCAGGCUACAGACAGAGAUGGCAGCGGGGCAAAUAGUGCAAUAAAAUAUUCUAUUCUCCACCAAUCUCCAAGCACCCCUGGCCUUUUGACCCUUGACCCUGUCACUGGUAUUCUUUCUUUGGGUCAUAAGCUGGACUAUGAAACCACUUCCACAUUGAUUCUGGUUGUAAAGGCAACCGACUCUGCUGUUGAUGUGAGCCAGAGGCGCUGGAGUUCUGUGACAGCCAGCGUGUAUGUAACCGACGAAAACGACAACCUGCCGGUCUUCAUGUCCCCCACAGCCGUUAGUGUGAUGGAGGACCAGACAAUGGGCUUUGUGGUGCUUUUCGUCAUUGCCAGAGAUGCAGACCAAGGGGAGAAUGGAAGAGUGACGUACAGAAUCCAGUCAGGCAACACAAGAGGGACAUUCAGCCUCAACUCUAAUACAGGCUCCCUUUCCAUUUCCAAGCCUCUGGACCGUGAGGAGCAGGAUGUCUUCAACCUCACCAUAGUCGCUGAGGAUCAUGGGAUACCCCAACACUCGUCCAGUCAACUGCUGCGCAUCCACGUGAUUGAUGUAAAUGAUGAGACCCCAUUGUUUGAAGAGGCCCAGUACGAAGCCCAAAUCUCUGAGAAUCAGCCUGCAGGAACAACUGUGUUGACGGUGUCUGCCUCGGACUCGGAUCAAGGAAUAAAUGGGCAAAUAACAUAUGGUGGUAUUUCACAUGGAGCUUUCAGCAUCAACUCAGUCACUGGUGUCAUAACGACAACCAAAUCUUUGGACAGAGAGUCUCAGGACUGCUAUACUGUGACAGUAUAUGCAAAAGAUGGAGGCCUCCCACCAAACUAUGCUAAAGCGACUGUAAAGAUCAAGGUGGUGGAUGUGAACGACAAUGCCCCCAUCUUUGGUCGUCUCUACUACAAUGUUGAGGUCCCUGAAAACCAAGAAGCUCUACCUCUGUUCACCCUCAGAGCCACAGAUCCGGAUGCAGGGAGCAGUGGGGAAAUAAACUACCGAAUUGCUGCUGGAGAUCCAUCUGGAGAUUUCCACCUUGACAGACACUCAGGUGUUCUGUCCACUUCAAGGCCUCUGGACCGUGAGAAGACAGCUGGAUACUCUCUUACGAUCGUGGCGCAGGACCAAGGUCGCCCUUCCCUGAGCAGCACCUCCACUGUAAAGGUUGCAGUGUUGGACAUCAAUGACAACAGCCCACAGUUUCAGAGCAAUAGCUACACCGCAGAUAUUUCCGAAGGUGUUCCCAUUGGUUCUUUGGUUUUAGAGGUGAAAGCCAGAGAUGCAGACUUCGGUCCCAACAGCCAGGUGAUGUACUUUCUGAGCCGAGGCUCCAAGAGCAUGUUUGUCAUUGAUGAGAACACAGGCCGCAUUAUCACAGCAGCACCUCUAGACAGAGAGAGGACAGCCUCCUACACCUUUGAGGUGUGUGCUACGGACUCCUCCCCUGCAGACCCACGCAACUCCACCGCUCAAGUGACCAUCUACAUUCAGGAUGUGAAUGACAAUGCCCCCUUCUUCAUUCAAGACCCACUUAUUGUGAACAUCUCUGUGAGCAACCUGUCUACUCGUCGAGUGUUGGCCACAAUGAAGGCGGAGGACAAAGACUUUGGGGCAAACGGAUCAGUUUUUUAUCGUUUUGCCAUCCCUGUUAGGGGUUUCACCAUCAACUCUUUAACAGGAGACAUACAGGCCACAGAAAAGCCUCAGACCUUGACCCAAAGCCAAAGGACUUUGAUAGUUCAGGCUAUGGACCAAGGAAAACCAGCUCAGUCUUCUUUGGGAGUAGUUAUCAUUUAUAUCAGGGAGCAGAGUUACCAGGGGAUUCGCUUCUCCCGUGUGGCCAGAGAUGUCAGUCUUCAAGAAAAUGCUGUAAAAGGCACAGUAGUAACAAAAAUUCAAGCCCAGUAUCCUGAUGGCUCCAAAACUGGAAUCAGCCACAGCAUCUUCAGUGGAAACAGAAUGGAUGCUUUUGGAAUAAACCCUGUCACUGGUGAAAUAUGGGUCCAGAAAUCUGAGGGGCUUGACUUUGAAGAGACCCCCAGACUCCGCCUAGUGGUGAAAGCUGAGACUGCGUCCUCCAGCUCCUACAUGGCUGUCAACCUAAUUCUGCAGGACGUUAAUGACAACUUGCCACGUUUCCAGCUCCAGAACUAUGUGGCGUUCAUUAGAGAGGCUCAAAGUCAUGAUUUCCCCAUCAUUCAGAUUGCGGCAAAUGACCUGGACCAGGGUCAAAAUGGUCAGGUGACUUACUCCAUCAGGUCAUCAUCUCAGAGCAACUUAUUUAAAAUAGAUCCGCUGACUGGCAGCAUCUCCACAGCAGCUAUAAUGGACAGAGAGAUCUGGACCCAAACAAAGCUUGUUGUUACGGCAACAGACAGAGGGACCCCGCGGCUCGCUGGCUCUGCUACUCUCACUGUGAUCAUCGUGGAUCUCAAUGACAACCGUCCCAUGAUUCCUCUGCCUCGGGAGAUCAGAGUUCCUGAGGAUACUCUGCUUGGCACAGUCAUCACCCAAGUAACCGGAAAUGAUGUGGACUCGGGACCUCCUCUUUCCUACACACUACACCUGGAUGGAAGCAGCCAGGACAUGUUUGGGAUCCACCACUUUGGAGGAGGGGUGUCUUUAACGGGACAAUUGGACUACGAAGAAAGAACGUGGUACACUCUGACGGUCCGCACGUCCGACUCUACACAUCAAAGUGAAGCAAACCUCACUGUGCUGGUGGAUGAUGUCAAUGAUAACGCCCCCUCCUUCACUCAUGAUUUAUACCAGGUUACCGUAGUAGAGCAUCUUCCGGCAGGGAGUGCAAUCAUCACUGUUACAGCCACUGACCGAGACUCUGGCAACAAUGGAAAGAUAACAUACAGAGUGAUGUCAACGACCAAAGGCAUUUUCUACAUUGAUCCUAGCAACGGCACCCUCUUUACAGGGCAAAAUACAGAAUUUGAUUAUGAGCAUCCCUCCAUACUGGUGGUUGUUGAGGCACAGGACCAGGGUUUUCCACCUCUGUCGUCUACUACCACAGUCCAGAUUCAAGUGUCCGAUGUCAACGACAAUGCCCCAAUCUUUAAGCAGUCAAAGUACACUGCCACAGUGUCUGAAGACGGCCUUCUCGGAUCCACUGUUCUGACCUUAGACCCAGUAGAUGGAGACCUGUUUAGGGACAACUGCGGUUUUGAUUUUGCCAUUGCAAGUGGAAACCUUGGUAAUGCAUUCCAGAUUGAGAGCAGCGUGCACUUCCUAGAGGGACGUGGCUUCCAGACAGUUGGCAGCCUGAUCCUCGUGGAGAAGCUGGACUUUGAAGCACUGCCAAGUUAUAACCUUACCGUUGUGGUGUCUGAUCGUGGAAUCCCUCAGCACAGUUCCAGCGUGUCUGUCCUAAUAAGUGUUAAAGAUGCCAAUGAUAACCCUCCAGCUUUCAGCCGCACCGAUUACACUGUUGUGCUGAGUGAGGGCACUGCAGCUGGGACAGAGAUCUUGCAUUUAUCUGCCAGUGAUCCAGACUCUGCACCCAAUGGAGAGGUGCAAUACUUUAUAAGCUCAGGAGACGAGACACAUCUUUUCCAGAUGGACAGUUGGACUGGAGCAUUGAGGUUGCAAAGACCUUUAGACAGCAAGACACAGCUGUCCCACACCAUUGUUGUCCAGGCUGUUGAUGGACAGGGACAUUAUGCUUUGGCCCCAGUCCAUAUUGAAGUGAAGGAUAUCAAUGACCACAAGCCCUUCUUUCCUCUUCAGCACAUUACUGCAAGCAUCAAGGAGAACCAGCCCGAAAAUUCUUUAGUUACCAUCCUUCAUGCUAUUGACCAGGACAGAGGUGCUUUUGGGAUGCUGACAUAUCACAUGUUAGAUUCCCCUAAAGAAGGGGUAGAGGGCAUUCUCAUUAAUCAAACAUCAGGAGAGGUACGGACUCGAUCUGCAUUUGACUUCGAGAAGAAGAACUCCUUCCAUUUUGUGGCCAUAGCUGUGGACCCUGGCAACUAUUCUGCAACUGUGACAGUCCAGGUUUACAUUACAGGAGAAGAUGAAUACGAUCCAGUCUUCACUUCCUCUGAGUUGUUGUUUGAAGUCCCAGAAGGAGCUAAAAAAGGUCAGGUCAUUGGAACAGUUCAAGCCAGAGAUGAGGAUGAAGGGGUCGAUGGCAUUGUCCUGUAUUCAUUAUCAGAAUCUUCGCCUUACUUUGAAGUCAAUAGCUCAACUGGAACAAUCUCCUUAAAGACGGACAGCAACACCAGACACGUGAGUCGCUCCAAAAGGGAGGCACGUCUUAUGACACUGGAUGUGACCGCUCACAGCCCUCUGCGGACUUCUCGCACAGCGGUGGCCAAAGUCACUAUAGAUGUUAGUCAUACCACAUUUGGUUUCAGCACAGACAUGAACAUGCUGCUCGUCAGUGUCAUUGCGGUUUCUCUUGGGACCAUAAUUAUGCUAAUACUAACUGCUGUGGUACUGUUUUUUGUUAAACUAAGGCGCCAUAAAAGAGAGCAAAACACACAUAAACAAACCUCAAAGCCUGGCACCCUGCUGCAUAAUCUUGAGGAGACCAAACUGGCAGCAAAUGAAAUGAUUUACCAUCAGGCUCUUCCUGGAUAUGCAGCUGAUCAGACCAGCAGUAGCGGAGGUCCGUACACUCGUGGGGGAUCCCUUGACCCUUCCCACUCCAGUGGCCGUGGCUCUGCAGAGGCCGCAGAGGAUGACGAGAUCAGGAUGAUUAAUGAAUAUCCCAGAGUGUCGAGUAUCUCCUCCUCCAUGCAGGAGCGCAUUUCUGCCAGAGGUCCAGACUCUGGAAUCCAGCAAGAUUCUGAUCAGCUAUCAGAUGUAUCCUGUGAGCCCCCCAUGGAUUGGUUCAAAGGUAAAAAAUCAGGUGGUCUGAAUGGGAGUUUAUUAUCUGGUCAGGUGCCGGUUUACAGGGAUGAAGGAGGUGGGUAUGUGGGUGUGGGUAGAGGACUCAGCAUCUCCCACUCCAAGAACUAUGCUUUCCCUGAGGAUGGGAAGCCCGCUGUGGAUGGCUGCCUCACAGCCAUCGUGGCCAGUGAUGAGGAGCUAAGGGGCAGCUAUAACUGGGACUAUCUGCUCAACUGGUGCCCCCAGUUCCAACCCUUAGCUAAUGUUUUUACUGAAAUAGCCCAUUUAAAGGAUGAAACCGCUCCUCAUCCUCGCAGACCUUUUCAUCAAAAAGCAAAAGGAGAGUCGAGGAUCGAUCCGCCUCCUCUCAUAACAUCUGUGGCCCAUCCUGGGGCUAAAACUGUACCUCCAAAACCUGCCAAAUCCAGGACUUUUUCACAUUUGGCCUCGUUACGAAGAUCUCCAAUCAGCGUUGAGGGAUCCAUCUCCUCCAUUGCGAUGUCUCCUAGUUUCUCCCCUUCUCUUUCACCUUUGGCGGCACGUUCCCCUGCAGUUACACCUUUCAAUGUUUCCCAGGGUCCCUCUGCCUGCAUGAUAAGCACAAGUGAACACAACUUGGAAAACAGUGAGGAGGCAGAGUUGAGGAUUUGAACUCAUACCAGUGGAAAAAAAUGAAGUCACUGCUGUCUCAUACCUGCUCUACUGUAUGACCACAGGGUCUAACUUGAAUUGACUGUUUCUCAAGAGAUCAAGCACACACUGUUACACUAGGGAAUCAAUUAAGCUGUGGUACUUUUUGAUGAAAACCUUCAUAAAUAUAGGCAAAAAAUAUGGACUAUGCCUUUAUUUGUGAGCAAAACCUUUCGCUAAUGUACAUUGGUGUUCAUUUGCACAUUCAUGUUGACUGUGUCAAAUUUUUGUACAAAACUAUCAUUUAUUUUUUUACGCUUUCAUGUGGUUUCUGACAAAAACUUUUCAUCUAAGUGUUAAAGAGUUGCAAGAACCACAGAGUAUAUUUCUAUAUCUGUAUAUUUGUAGCUUGUACUGUAUACUUUGUACUGUAAGUUUGUGGUAUCUCUUGUACUCCUAACUUUGUGGUCUAAAACAGAAACUCCUCAUGAAGAUUUUAUGAAUUUUCAUCAUUUUUUUAUAGAAAAUAAGUGUAUAUAUUUCCAGAAGAGAAAUCAGUGCAAAUCAAAAACUGCAUCGGAAUGUUGUGUGAUAUUUCUUUCUAAUUUAAGUGUUGAGCUGAAUGUGAAAAGCUAGGAGUUCUCGUUCUCGCCUGCAUCGUUUGAAAUGGUGCCAUGGAAAAAAAACAGACCUGAACCCCCGCUGAUCCUGUGCACCCAGCCAGCUUGGCUUUAACAUUUCACAACAAGCCUUACAGCUUUUUAUGUUGCAAGUUGAGGAACACGCAAUAGCUAAUAUAACCCCUUUUUUUUUGUUUUUGUUGCACACCCCACACAUUGAUUUUAUUAUUUUUAUUCACUCGUUUGUACUAAAAUUUGCAGGAGGCUUAAAAAUCCUAAUUCAGAUAGCUUUAGUGUUUUGUACUUAUGAGCAUAACUUGAUGAUGUCACUUUAGGUCUACAAUUCUACUUUUACUGAAAUUAUACUAAGCAUAUUUAGCUUAAAAGAGACAUUCUUCUUAAUGUUAAAUGCCAUUAUUGGGGAAUGUUUUGUGAUUUUACAGAGAUGCCUACAUCCAUAAGUGUUCAUGAUUAUAAAUGUGUGGGUUUUCUUGCAGCCUUUACAAAACAUAUUACAUCACCCAGUGCCCUUUUUAACACUUGGCAUUUCCAUGAAGACAUUUUUUAGAAGCAGAAAGGUAAAGGGUGUUUAUAUAGACCAUAGCAAAGCAUAUAUGAUUAUCUGUUCAAUAAAAUUAGUAUCUUCUUGCUUUUGUUGAUUUCUAUUCAACAGGUGUCUAAAAAAUGAGCUGCCACUUGCCUUUUCAAGCUCGUCAAUGCUGCAGAUAAUCUGCAGAUGAUCCCGCAUAUCAUUAAACCUUUGUCCAGAAAAAUGUUUUGAGAAAAAAGUGCCUGAUUAAAGUGCUUAUGAUCACA
Molecule: messenger RNA, 11662 nt
Organism: Oryzias latipes (Japanese medaka)
Lineage: Eukaryota; Metazoa; Chordata; Actinopteri; Beloniformes; Adrianichthyidae
Product: protocadherin-16
Biological process (GO): homophilic cell-cell adhesion; cell migration; multicellular organism development
Cellular component (GO): plasma membrane; catenin complex
Molecular function (GO): calcium ion binding; beta-catenin binding; cadherin binding
Source: RefSeq, a predicted model, not a curated record